UUUACAGGAACUUGUAGAAUUGGUUCACAGGGGAAACCAGUCUGUGUGGCUUAAAAUCAUGGAUUUGUUCUCCUCUACAAUCGGACUGAUGCUUGAGUGGGAUUUGAAAAGUCUGCUGCUUUUCCUAUCAGUUUUCAUUAUCACUGCGGAUUACAUUAAAAACCGCCGGCCUCUUAGCUUCCCUCCAGGACCUCCAGGUCUUCCAAUUUUAGGAAACAUAUUCACCGUGGACGUGGGCAGGCCCCAUGAGAGCUUUUCAAAGUUGGCAGCAGAAUAUGGAGAUCUGUACAGCCUGCGGUUUGGUCAGCGGUGGACUGUGGUGUUGAAUGGACACAAAGCUUUGAAAGAAGCUCUGGUAACAAAGGGGGACAGUGUUGUAGACCGCCCACACCUCCCUCUGCAGGAUGAGAUCGCUAAAGGGCUGGGAGUGAUUUUCAGCAACGGCGCCAACUGGACGGAACAGAGGCGUUUCGCGCUUUCAACCCUCAGAUACUUUGGAUUUGGAAAGAAGUCUCUGGAACCCGUCAUCCUGAAUGAGUUUGCUCACUGCGCAGAAGAGCUGAAACGCUUUAAAGGCGAGCCUUUGGACCCCCACCUCAUCAUCAACAACACCGUCUCCAACAUCAUCUGCCAUCUGGUCUUCGGUCAUCGCUUCAAUUAUGGCGACAAGAAGUUCAAAAAACUGAUGCUGCUCUUUGACAGAGCGCUCCAGAUUGAAGCUUCUAUCUGGGCACAGCUCUACAACUCCUUCACUCUGAUCAUGAGAUGUUUGCCGGGUCCACAUAAGACACUCCAGCAUAUCUGGAGGGAAGUGCAAGACUUCAUAGGAGAAGAGCUGAAGGAGCACAAGAAGAGCUGGGACCCCUCAGAUGCAAGAGAUUACAUCGACUUCUACCUGACAGAGAUCCAGAAGACCAAAGGGCAGGAAGGCAGCACGUUUGAUGAGGAAAACCUGAUCAUGUGCGUUUUGGAUCUGUUUGUGGCCGGCUCCGAGACCACAUCCACCACCCUGCGCUGGGCGUUCCUUUACAUGGCCAAAUAUCCCGAGAUCCAAGAAAAAGUCCAAGCAGAGAUACACAAAGUGAUUGGAAAGUCCAGACCCCCAUGCAUGGAGGACCGUGCAGAACUACCGUACACAGAUGCUGUCAUCCAUGAGGUCCAGAGGAUUGGGAACAUCGUUCCUCUGUCUUUACCACACGCCACCAACAAAGAUGUUCAGCUGGGAGGCUUUACCAUCCCAAAGGGAGUGCUGAUCAUUCCCAACCUGACUUCAGUUCUGUUUGACGAGAAAGAAUGGGAGACGCCCCACGCGUUCAACCCGGGACACUUUCUGAACAAAGACGGCAAGUUUGUGAAACGAGGAGCGUUUAUCCCUUUUUCUGCUGGAAAAAGGUUGUGUCUGGGGGAGAACCUGGCCAGGAUGGAGCUUUUCCUCUUCUUCACCUCCUUCAUGCAGCACUUCAGCUUUUCCAUGCCCGCCGGGGUGGAGCCUGUGCUCGACUAUCGCGCCGGCCUAACUUUGGCUCCAAAACCGUACAAAAUCUGUGUCCAGGCAAGUUCUGAGAAGUAACGGCAGCAGACUGAGGAGCUGCAGCAUCAUAAUGGUUUUAAAUUGUUCCUUCAAAGAAUUCUAGCUUUGAGCACAACCACAGAGUUAAUUACUACUCUGUCACCAGCAGGAAUGAUUAAACAAUCAGGAAAGAGGUCACUUCCCAUGAUCCUUUGGGGUUUGCAUUUUUAUCAACCAUUUUUUUAGCUGUAAACAUUUUUACUACCUUAAUGUGAAUGAAAAAUGGUCUAAUGUUCACAUGAAUCAUGAAUGGCUUAUUUAAAUAAAAACAGACGAUCGGAGUGUU
This is a messenger RNA of Oryzias latipes (Japanese medaka), 1856 nucleotides long. Its product is annotated as cytochrome P450 2J4. Gene Ontology annotation, biological process: xenobiotic metabolic process. NCBI's taxonomy places the organism in Eukaryota, Metazoa, Chordata, Actinopteri, Beloniformes, Adrianichthyidae. The record is from RefSeq and is a predicted model, not a curated record. Gene Ontology annotation, cellular component: cytoplasm; intracellular membrane-bounded organelle. Gene Ontology annotation, molecular function: iron ion binding; oxidoreductase activity, acting on paired donors, with incorporation or reduction of molecular oxygen, reduced flavin or flavoprotein as one donor, and incorporation of one atom of oxygen; heme binding.